AGUAAGAAACAACAAAUAUGGCAACCCAUGUUUUGAUGAGGAGGGGGAAGCGGGCUGUCGCCGAAUACAUGAAGGCGGAAUGUCUGCGACCGAGCGGACAGCAGCAAUUAAACGAACUCUUAGAGCAUCUGCUUGAUCCAUCAAAGACUUUGGAUGAUUUUGAGACGCUAGAUUGGUGUCGGUGGCUGAUGGCAGGGGGGACAACUUUUGACGAUUUCGCCAAAACAGUGAGACAGUACGACAAUGCGACAACAUGUGGUUUAGUGUGGACGUCAAAUUUCGUUGCAUAUCGCUGUAGAACAUGCGGCAUCAGCCCGUGCAUGUCACUGUGUGCCGACUGCUUCCAGGCCGGGAACCACACGGGGCAUGAUUUCAACAUGUUUCGUAGCCAGGCAGGAGGAGCUUGCGACUGCGGGGACAUCAGUGUUAUGCAAGCUGACGGGUUCUGUAACCGCCACGGUCCGGGGAGAACAGACUCCAGUGUGGGGGCGCCACAGGAGCUGCUGGCCGUUGCUGAAGCCAUGAUGCCUAAAUUGUUAAGAUGCUAG
Lingula anatina is the source of this 548-nucleotide messenger RNA. RefSeq names its product E3 ubiquitin-protein ligase UBR3-like. NCBI's taxonomy places the organism in Eukaryota, Metazoa, Brachiopoda, Lingulata, Lingulida, Lingulidae. Gene Ontology annotation, biological process: protein ubiquitination; ubiquitin-dependent protein catabolic process via the N-end rule pathway. Gene Ontology annotation, cellular component: ubiquitin ligase complex; cytoplasm. The record is from RefSeq and is a predicted model, not a curated record. Gene Ontology annotation, molecular function: ubiquitin protein ligase activity; zinc ion binding.